CCAUUUCCCAGUAAGAAAAAGAAGCGUCAGUAACCUAGACACGCCGAAAAACCCAACAGCAUCUCUUCUCCGAUCGGCCGAUCCGUCGACAAGAGUGAGAGAUACAGAUUACAGUCACACCAUCACCAUGAGUGCGGCAGUUCGGAGAACCGGAGGAUUGUUCGAAGGACUAUACAAAGUCCUUAUGCGCCGUAAUUCUGUCUACGUCACUUUCGUCAUCGCCGGUGCUUUUGUCGGUGAACGGGCAGUUGACUAUGGAGUUCAUAAACUUUGGGAGAACAACAACAUUGGGAAACGUUACGAGGACAUUUCUGUUUUGGGACAGAGGCCAACCGAAUAAAGUGGGCAUCAUAUGUGAUUGUUUCUUCCUGUUUUUGGGAUAUUCAAAAGGACAAAUUUUAUGAUGAAUGUUGAUAAUAAGUGUUCAUUAUUUUGGAUCAAACUGGUUGUGGCAUUCCUAUCCCCCACUCCAGAACUAGAUCCUUCAACUUUGCAGAGAAAGCCAAUUCUCAUUAUUUUGCUUAAAUUUUACUCUGUUUUUCUUACCAUCUUGUAAUGAUGUUUGUGUAUAAUUAUACACCAUUUGCUUCCAACAUUUGUGGAGGGAAUGAAAGAGGAGGGUGUUGCUC
Cynara cardunculus var. scolymus (artichoke) is the source of this 629-nucleotide messenger RNA. Its product is annotated as cytochrome b-c1 complex subunit 9-like. The record is from RefSeq and is a predicted model, not a curated record. NCBI's taxonomy places the organism in Eukaryota, Viridiplantae, Streptophyta, Magnoliopsida, Asterales, Asteraceae. Bases 128 to 340 code for a protein of 70 amino acids. Gene Ontology annotation, biological process: mitochondrial electron transport, ubiquinol to cytochrome c. The transcript is spliced from 3 exons.